Messenger RNA from Amborella trichopoda, 1591 nucleotides. The record is from RefSeq and is a predicted model, not a curated record. NCBI's taxonomy places the organism in Eukaryota, Viridiplantae, Streptophyta, Magnoliopsida, Amborellales, Amborellaceae.
UCUCUCCGCAAAUUUUGAUUUACAAAAGUAUUUGUAACCCAAUUUGUAUCUGCUAAGGAACAGAGCAUGCAGGAUUGAAUUUUGAGCAAAUGCCACGUUCCAGUAAAUCGCACCAAGAUCAAAGUUUUGAGAUGGGCAAUUUUUCAACAUUCGUAGGCAUCGAGGAUCACAUAGAAAGAUCAGUUACAGAUAGUGAAUUUUCUACAUUGAGCAUUAGAACAAUGGAAUUCAGCAGGACGAGCUCUGAAACUUCAAUAUCUUCCGAUACUAAUUAUGAAAAUUCUACCCCCGAAGAGUCACCGCAUUCUCUCCCCCUGGUCAGUAGGCCACAGACCCAAAGUCGAGGGGCAUUAGUAAAAUUGGGGAUCAAAAGGCAUACCCAAGUUCUAGAUCAUAAGUCAGAAGAUCAUGAAGCCAGUAAAUCAGGUCUUGAUAUCAUGAAAGAAAAAUUCUCAAAGCUGUUGUUGGGUGAGGAUAUGUCUGGGAGUGGAAAAGGGGUAUCCACUGCAGUUGCAAUCUCAAAUGCCAUUACAAAUCUCUAUGGUAUGUACUCUCUCUCACUCUCUACUGGGAGAGCCAGUCUUGGCGAUGCUAUCCACCGGUACAUAACUAAUUCAGAGCAGUUCUCCUCAGACUAUCUCUUAGACUGUCUUCAUAUAUCAUCAGAGCACGAAGCUCUCGAAUUGGCUGAUCGAUUCGAGGCAGCAAUCUAUGUAUGGAAACGAAAAUGUGCGCACAAUUCAAAAUCCUCGUGGGAUAUGGUCAAAGACUUGAUGGUGGAUGGAGAGAAGAUAGAAAUGCUGGUGAAGAGAACUGAAAGCCUAUUGUCAAACUUGAAGCUUAGGUUUCCUGAACUUUCUCAGACAACCUUGGACACGAGCAAAAUACAAUAUAACAAGGAUAUUGGACAAUCAAUACUGGAGAGCUACUCUAGAGUGUUGGAGAGUUUGGCAUUCAACAUUGUUGCAAGAAUAGAUGAUGUGCUUCGUGUUGAUGACUUGACAAGAAACCUUAACUCCUCAGAGCAUUCGCCAAUUAACAGAAGAGUUUCAAAUGUGGGUCAAUUUCAAUUAUCCUAAAUAUCCAUAAUUUGGUAGAGAUAUCUACUCAGAUGAGAACAAAUCAAACUGGAAAAUGAGAAGUUAUAAUCAACACUUCAUAGGAGUCCAUGACGCAACCAGAAGAUUUCUAGCAGUCAUUGAAUUGAUGACACAAUGAAAGGAGACAUGGGUCGUGCUAUCUCAUCACCAUGGUCAGUUCUUAACCUUUAUCCCUGACACAGAGAACCCAGAGUAUAGCAGUUGUAUUUCUAUAUAGAAGUUGUAGUACAUGACUACUGUGGGCUGUCUUCUCUUCCGAUUUCGAGUUCUAGUAAUGUGCAGAGAGGAAUCUACAUGAUCAUUGAUGGAUGUGCUCAUCGUCUUAGUGCACAAGAUACUAAAAUCCAUUAGUACCAAUCAGCUCUUCAAAAAUAUAUCAUAGCAUCAGUUAGAAGGAUACCAGAGCUCAUAUAAGAUACAAAUACAAGCACAUAUUUUGCAAACUCCUACCUACUGAAAUCUUCCUAGCAGAGAGUGAUACACGUGCGUAA